Molecule: messenger RNA, 2038 nt
Organism: Drosophila ficusphila
Lineage: Eukaryota; Metazoa; Arthropoda; Insecta; Diptera; Drosophilidae
Exons: 3
Coding region: 77-2014 (645 amino acids)
Biological process (GO): phosphatidylserine exposure on apoptotic cell surface; apoptotic process involved in development; engulfment of apoptotic cell
Cellular component (GO): plasma membrane
Source: RefSeq, a predicted model, not a curated record
CUACAGAUGUAAAGAAGGAGCUUUUUUAUCCAGAAUUAUAAGGGAAACUCCCACAGGAAGUGGAGUCACGGCAGAGAUGGAGGUCCAUGCCGCCAAUCCUCCACCGCAUAUACUGGGUUAUACGAUCCGGAGUCGAACGCGCAUCUGGGUUUCCUAUAUAGUGCCCACUUGUCUGGGCCUCCUAGUUUACAUCGUCCAAACUGCCUCGGAUUUAGCUUUGAGCUACCAGCAUUUCAGCCAGAAGGAACCAGGAUUCGGAGCGGGCACCCUGGUCCUGGUGAUCCUUCCUCCCUUGAUCACCUUCCUCCUGGUUUUGGCCUCCAAGGAGCAGAGGGAUUGCGCCUGUUCGCAGCGGAACAAGUGCAUUGCCCUUGGCAUUGGACUGCUGAAGCUAUUGCUGUUCCCCUUUUUCGUGAUUUACAGGUUUUGUACGCGCUUAUUUUGGGCCAUCGAGGGUCUCUUCCACGACGAAGACGAUGUGGAGCGCAUGAAGUGCUUGGCCAAGGCCACAGAAACAUCCAAUAUCGAAUUGUAUCUCCUGAUACAAGCCUACGCUCAGGCAGCUCCACAGAUUAUUCUGCAGUUGUACUACAUGCUGGCACAGGAUAUAUUUCGGAACUAUGAAACCACUGCUGUUCAGGCCAUGUCCCUAGUUUUUUCCGCGAUUGAUCUGGCCGCCAUAACCACCAGUUACCACAGGAUCGAGAGCCAGAGGAGGGUGGGUCGCCACUAUCCUUGGGCCACGCCCCAACAGGUGGACACCCAUCGCUGCCAGUUGGAGCAGAAUGAGCGCCUCUGCUGCGAAGCGGAGCAAAAGAAAAGGGAGUCCGAGCGCACCAUAGCCAGCUUCCCGGAGUCGGACAAAAUCAUGGAGAACUUCCGGGCACGCAGGUCACUUCCCAAUUCAGGUGAAGCCACCCACGAGUUGCACAUUCGGGGAGAGGACGAGGUGGACAACGAUGGCUUGGAGCAUCUGGAGACGAGGGCAUUGCUGCACUCUGGACCCAAAGACAAUGCCACGGAUGAGGAGAAGAUGCAAGGUACUCGGCCUAAAUUGAAAGUGAGAUAUGAAGACCUGGGUGAUGUGAACACCAUUGAGGUUUUGGACAGCAUACCGGAAACUCCGGCGCCACCACCUCCUCCAAAAACAGCGCCACCGGAAUUGCCUGUUUUGAAAACCACCGAAGAUGACCCACCAACUCCUGAUUUACGAAGAACCAUGUCGGACAAUGAUCACCGCAGGAGUCGUCGGGUCACCAGACCUCUUUCACAGUUGGAAACCUUUAAGGACAUGCUGCUGGUUAACGCUCAGCUUUACAUCAAGGAGAAUGUCCCGCAUCCUCCAAAGUUGCUGAUGGGCCGGGUCAAGGAAGAGGAUCCUGAGGAGCGAACUAUUCUGAUUCCACAAUCCCCCAAAGCAUCUCCGCUGACUCCGAAGGAUGUGGUUGAUUUUUACUUCCCAAGACCCACAAAAAUAGUGAAUGGCAUUCAGCAGGAUGACUUUGCCGGUAGAACAGUGUCCUUCUUCGGAUGGAUUGCCUUUAUCACCAUGAGGAUGCUGUCUUUGUCCACGUUCUGUGUUUUCUACCCAAAGGCUUUCUUCAUCCUAGUUGGAGUUCAUUAUGCCCUGAUGUUGGCUUGUCUGGCCUUGGAAACCCGUUGUCGAGGGAGCUGGAGUCGCAAUCUAUUCCUUCUACUACUCGCCUACAUCUACAUCUUUGUUCUAAUGGAGUUUCGAGUGUGUUUUAAGAGCAUUCGAUGGUGGUACGGUGGUUAUCUGGUGCUCACUCUGGCGGAGAACAUCACCAUAUCAUCCAUUUGGUAUGCAAACGAGGAGUUUGAGUCCUGGUGGUUUGGGUUCAUUUGGGAGUGGAUCGUUUACAGUGGAGUCCUAUUUUUGGCCACCUUAAUUGUUUACUAUUGGAUACUCCGGCCCAAGGAAGUGUCACUCAUAGUGGAGGACGAUUCUCCAGCUGAUCAAGAGAACAGUCCAGAACAACAGGACGUUGCUUAGCAAUAACCCGGUAGUUUGUUAUAU